Molecule: messenger RNA, 1216 nt
Organism: Oncorhynchus nerka (sockeye salmon)
Lineage: Eukaryota; Metazoa; Chordata; Actinopteri; Salmoniformes; Salmonidae
Product: wnt inhibitory factor 1-like
Exons: 9
Coding region: 49-1107 (352 amino acids)
Source: RefSeq, a predicted model, not a curated record
UACAUUUACAAUUUAAAAGGGUUAGAUUUGAGAGGCUUGCAACUCAGGAUGGCUACCGAGACAGCCUCUGUUCUUCUGUCCCCCAUCAAAACGUGCCUUCUUCUACUUUUGGGUGGUUUGAUGUCCAAAGCUGCGCAGGAGCAGCAGGGAAGUUUGUACAUGUGGAUUGAUGCCAACCAAGCCAGAAUCCUAAUUGGUUUCGAGGAGGACAUCUUGAUCGUGUCAGAGGGAAAGAUGGCUCCAUUCACAACGGACUUCAGAAAGGCCCAGCAGAGGAUGCCUGCGAUACCUGUCAAUAUCCAGAACGUCAACUUCACCUGGCAAGCUACUGAACAGGUAGGAGACGUGGUGCAGGUGGGCUUCCCGUGUUUAGGAGACCAGGAUGGCGUAGCGGCGUUCGAGGUCACCAUACUGGUCAUGGACGCCGGUGGGAACAUCAUCCUGAGGACACCUCACAACGCCAUCUUCUUCAAGACCUGCCAGAGAGCUAAAUGUCCAGGUGGUUGUCGUAACGGUGGGUUCUGCAACGAGAGACAGGUGUGUGAGUGUCAGGAUGGUUUCUACGGGCCGCACUGUGAGAAAGCCCUCUGCUCUCCCAGGUGUCUGAAUGGUGGACUGUGUAUGAGUCCGGGCGUGUGCAUCUGCCCACCUGGUUACUAUGGAGACAGCUGUGACAAAGCUAACUGCAGCAUCACAUGUUUAAACGGAGGGACGUGCUUCCACCCAGGGAAGUGUAUCUGUCCUGCAGGCUACGAGGGACCACGCUGUGGGAUCAGUAAAUGUCUCCAGGCCUGCAGGAACGGAGGGAAAUGCACUGGGAAAAACAAAUGCAAAUGUGACAAGGGUUUCCACGGCGACCUGUGUUCCAAGGCUGUCUGUGAGCCCAGCUGUGGAGCCCAUGGGACCUGUGUGGAACCCAACAAGUGCCUGUGUAAGGAGGGCUGGCACGGACGCCACUGUAACAAGAGAUACAGAGGAGGUGCCUCUAACACCCAUCGUCUCUCAUCAGGCCCUAAACACAAGCCUCAGCAGCACUCCUCCUCUGCCAAGGAGGUGAAAGACGUCCCCGAUGCCGACAUCCCAGCAGAGACCAAUUAUGUGGUAUAAGAGCCGGGUCCAGACAACCACACCUGGGUUCAAGCACUAUUCAACAUCUUUCAGAUACUUUCAGCAUCUGCUCUAGUCCGGUUGGCGGCGCCUGAUGGGUGCGGCCUGG